GUAUUUGUCUCCUCUGCUGCCAGGUACCAAAGUGUUUGUGAUGCCCAACGGGAUGCUGAAGAGCAACCAGCAGCUGGUGGACAUCAUUGAGAAGGUGAAACCGGAGAUCAGGCUGCUCAUCGAGAAGUGUAACACGGUCAAAAUGUGGGUGCAACUUCUCAUCCCCAGGAUAGAAGAUGGAAACAACUUUGGUGUUUCUAUUCAGGAGGAAACGGUGGCUGAGCUUCGAACCGUGGAGAGCGAGGCUGCAUCCUACCUGGACCAGAUUUCUAGAUAUUAUAUCACAAGAGCAAAGUUGGUUUCCAAAAUAGCUAAGUACCCUCAUGUGGAGGAUUACCGCCGCACCGUGACGGAGAUCGAUGAGAAGGAGUACAUCAGUCUGCGUCUCAUCAUUUCAGAGCUGAGGAAUCAAUAUGUCACUUUGCAUGACAUGAUCCUUAAAAACAUUGAGAAGAUCAAGAGGCCUCGGAGCAGCAAUGCUGAGACCCUCUAUUAAGUGUCAACGUUUGAACUUGAGAACUGUUCAGUCAACUAAAGACCGUCAUUGCCUUGGUUUGUUACGUGACUAUCGAGAUGGGAAACUGGCUGGAAAUAGUAUCACACUCUUAGUUAAACUCUAAUGAAAUUCUCA
Tinamus guttatus (white-throated tinamou) is the source of this 631-nucleotide messenger RNA. The record is from RefSeq and is a predicted model, not a curated record. NCBI's taxonomy places the organism in Eukaryota, Metazoa, Chordata, Aves, Tinamiformes, Tinamidae.